AUGACCUCCACAAACCCCGACCCCUCCGCCGCAGCCCCGGCCUUCAUCCCCCUCGAAGCCAACCCGGAGCUCAUGACCUCCCUCCUCCACAAGCUCGGCCUCUCCCCCGCCCUCCAGAUCCACGACGUCUACUCCCUCACCGACCCGGACAUGCUCUCCUUCGUCCCGCGCCCCGCCCUCGCCGUCCUCCUCGUCUUCCCCGUCAGCGCCGCCUAUGAGAGCCACCGCCUGGCCGAGGACGCCCUCCUGGACGAGUACAAGGGUAAAGGCCCACAGGAGCCCGUGCUGUGGUUCCGCCAGACGAUCAGGAAUGCGUGCGGUCUCAUGGGGCUGUUGCACGCUGUUGCUAAUGGGCCUGCGAGGGAGUAUAUUCAGAAACCGUCCGACCUCAACACCCUAAUCGAAACCGCAGAACCCCUCGAACCCGUCUCCCGCGCCCAACUCCUCGAGAAGACGCCCGCCCUCGCCACGGCGCACCGCGAAGCCGCGUCCCAGGGUGCGACCGAGGCGCCCGAGGCCUCGGACGACGUGGACCUGCACUACGUCUGCUUCGUGCGCGGCGACGAUGGCACGCUCUGGGAGCUCGAUGGGCGGCGCAAGGGCCCGCUGAACCGGGGGCAGCUCGAGUCCGGGGAGGAUGUGUUGAGCGAGAAGGCGCUGACGUGGGGCCCGCGCAAGUUCCUCGAGAGGGAGGGUGCGGAUUUGCGGUUUAGUGCUGUUGCUUUGGCUGGGUCUCUUGAUUGA
This is a messenger RNA of Colletotrichum acutatum, 744 nucleotides long. Its product is annotated as ubiquitin carboxyl-terminal hydrolase, family 1. The record is from RefSeq and is a predicted model, not a curated record. Gene Ontology annotation, cellular component: cytoplasm. The coding region runs from base 1 to 744 and encodes 247 amino acids. Lineage: Eukaryota; Fungi; Ascomycota; Sordariomycetes; Glomerellales; Glomerellaceae. Gene Ontology annotation, biological process: protein deubiquitination; ubiquitin-dependent protein catabolic process. The transcript has 2 exons. Gene Ontology annotation, molecular function: cysteine-type deubiquitinase activity.